This is a messenger RNA of Penicillium odoratum, 1398 nucleotides long. RefSeq names its product FAD-dependent oxidoreductase. Bases 1 to 1398 code for a protein of 465 amino acids. The record is from RefSeq and is a predicted model, not a curated record. Gene Ontology annotation, molecular function: FAD binding. Lineage: Eukaryota; Fungi; Ascomycota; Eurotiomycetes; Eurotiales; Aspergillaceae. The transcript is spliced from 4 exons.
AUGAUGGAGAAAUCCAAUUUCAAAGUCAUCAUUGUUGGGGGAUCCAUUUCUGGCCUGACUCUUGCGCAUUGUCUGGCCAAAGCGAACAUCGACCAUAUCAUUCUGGAAAAGCGAGCUGAGAUAGCCCCCCAGGAAGGAGCCUUCAUUGGCAUCUGGCCAAAUGGAGCACGGAUCUUGCAACAACUGGAAGUUUAUAGUAGCCUCGAAAAGCUCACCGCACCGAUACACCGGAUGCACAUUUCCUAUCCGGAUCAAUUUUCUUUCAGCAGUUUGCUGCCCAAGAAAGUGCAUGAAUUAUUCGGGUACCCUAUAGUAUCUCUUGAUCGCCAGAAGGUUCUGGAAAUAUUGCUCGACCAUUACCCCGACAAAUCGAAGGUCUUGACUAACAAGCGUGUGUCGGAAGUACGCCUUGGGGAACACGGCGCCAGUGUUCUGGCAGAUGAUGGGAGUAUUUUUGAAGCCGAUCUCAUUGUGGGUGCAGAUGGUGUCCACAGCCGUACCCGAUCCGAGAUGUGGCGGUUGGCCGAUGAUAUACAUCCCGGUUACAUUUCGCAAAGCGACAAAAAAGUCGAAUAUACGUGCGUAUUUGGAAUAUCGAAGCCGAUACCCGGACUAGAAACAGGAGAGCAUAUAAACCGAUACGGCGAUCAAUUUUCUGUUAUAACGUUCCAUGGGAAAGAUGGAAGAGUCUUCUGGUUUAUCAUCCAGAAGCUUGAUCAACCUUAUGUCUAUCCCAAUGUCCCUCGUUAUUCCCUUGACGACGCUGCCGAUCUUUGCAGCAAAUUGUCACAUGUUUCCAUCCUGGGGGAUAUCCGCGUUGAAGAUCUCUGGAGGAAUAGACUCGUUGCGUCUAUGACUGCACUUGAGGAGGGGCUCCUUGAGACUUGGCAUUUCAAUCGCAUAGUCCUCCUUGGGGACAGCGUGCACAAGAUGACACCAAACAUUGGUCAAGGAGCAAAUACAGCCAUUGAGGAUGCUGCUGUUCUGGCGUCACUGAUUAAUCGUCUUGUCCACACGGAUGACGUUCCCAGCCCAACUGAGGCUCACAUUGAAUCAAUGCUUCGGGAGUAUCAAAGCCUGCGAUACGAGCGUGCAAAGAGUACAUACGAGCGAUCUAGAUUUGGAGCCCGGUUUCAUACGCGGGAUGAUUGGGUGAAGGCGUUGGGCGGUCGUUAUAUUUUUCCUUUCAUAGGUGGUCUUGUAGAGCGCGCAACUUCAAAGGUUCUGGCCAACGGAGAAACGAUUGAUUACCUUCCAUUUCCCGACCGUUCGGGACCAGGUUGGAUUCAAAAGUCUUCCAAGGUCAAGACAACUGCUCUGCUACAGUGGAGGCUGCUUUGGAUUAUCCCUGUUACUAUCUGUUGGGCUUUUUUGUGGAUGCGCCCGAAUUCGUCAUGA